GCAGGCACUGCCUUUCCCAACAGCUCGCGUUUCCAGUCGCACAAUAAAAAAAAACAACACUUUUCGUUUCGAGAGGAAAACAAAUUCAAAACAGACUAAAUUUCAGGCACCUUCAGCAUGGCGGACAUGGAGGAAUAUAACCAUCCAUUGGCGAAAAUAACAUCUAUAUCCGAGGAACUGGAACGAACUCAUCUGGCCCGCGUGCCGCAGGUCCUGCAGCGAUUGGAGGACAUCCGGGAGCCGGAGGAUGAAAUGCUGCUGGCUGAAGGUAGUCGACUGAGCAAGAAACUCACUUGGGAGGACUACUAGGAAUCAACGAAAUUUUCACGUCACAAACGUAACGAGUGACACCUGCCCGAGGUGCCAAGCUGCCAAGGAGACGGGGGGGGGGGGGGGGGAGAAUCAAGGUGUUGGCCCGGCAAUUAAUGACUCGGCUCGACUUUUCACAUUCACAUUCACAUGCUCGAGCUGGGCAAACAAUGCUGAGGGCGACAACAGGAGCACGCAAGCCAAAAGGACUCGGGCUGAAAGGCACACAAAUAAAUUGUGACAAAGUUGCGGAAAUUUAAUUAAAAUCAAAUAGAGGCGGCUAAGCGAAAAAGGGGUAGCGAAUUGGCAGUCAGGUGUGACCCGAUAUAGUUGGUAACACGCUUCCAACUUGCUACGAAUAUUGCUAGUUUUCCGCGUCGUUUAAUAAACAAAAUGUAAACAAUGUUUAACAGC
Messenger RNA from Drosophila melanogaster (fruit fly), 723 nucleotides. RefSeq lists its product as uncharacterized. The transcript is spliced from 2 exons. Lineage: Eukaryota; Metazoa; Arthropoda; Insecta; Diptera; Drosophilidae. The record is from RefSeq and is marked reviewed. Bases 118 to 309 code for a protein of 63 amino acids.